Molecule: messenger RNA, 2101 nt
Organism: Melitaea cinxia (Glanville fritillary)
Lineage: Eukaryota; Metazoa; Arthropoda; Insecta; Lepidoptera; Nymphalidae
Gene: Cdc7
Product: cell division cycle 7-related protein kinase-like
Exons: 9
Coding region: 167-1747 (526 amino acids)
Biological process (GO): protein phosphorylation; mitotic DNA damage checkpoint signaling
Cellular component (GO): nucleus
Molecular function (GO): protein serine/threonine kinase activity; ATP binding
Source: RefSeq, a predicted model, not a curated record
UGAAAUAUUGAAGUUUGACGUCAAGAGACUUUGUUUUCUUUUAAAUUUUUUCUCUAUUAGUUUAUUUUUGUUUAACUGGGUUUCGAUCAUUCGAUGACCUCUUGGUGGAGAAGCACAAAACUAGGUAUGAAAGUGAUACGCUGAUGUUCCUAUUAUCGUUUGGGUUAUGUCGAGAAUAAGAGGAAUAGAGGCUAAAGGGCUAAAAAUACUCAAAGAUUACCAGGGUACAUUACAGAAUGUAGAAUCACGGAAGAAUAAGACUAAUGGAACCAAGAAAAAGAGAACCAAUACUUUGCUAUGUGAUAAAGGUGACGUAGAAAAGCGGCAGAUAAAUGAGCUGCUGCAAAAACUACCAAAGCUGAACGCCAUAUUCGACGUCCAUCGCAAGAUUGGUGAGGGCACGUUCAGCUCUGUCUACUUAGGCUCUUUGAAAAAACACUCCGAGCUGCCUGACGCACAGAAACCAUGGUUCGCUAUCAAGCACCUGGUGCCUACCGCGCACCCCGCUCGGAUCGAACAUGAACUGAGAUGUCUUCAGGACAUGGGAGGGAAAUUUAAUGUGAUAGGUGUUGAACUGUGCCUUCGACAUCUUGACACUAUUGUAUUUGUGAUGCCUUAUAUACCCCAUAAAAAGUUUUCUGAAUAUGUAGGAGAUAUGGAUGCUGAAGAGGUGAAACAGUAUAUGCGGGCACUGUUUGUGGCAUUGCGUCAUGUGCACUCAUUUGGAGUCAUCCAUAGAGAUGUCAAACCCAGCAACUUCCUUUAUGAUAGAGAAAAUAAAAGGUACUUACUAGUGGACUUUGGUCUAUCGCAGCGCGUGUGCGCGCGCGACGAGCCCUCGCCGCCGCCCGCGCACUGCUCCUCCGCCGGCCUGGGCGCGCCGCCCGCCCCGCCUGCCCUGCCCGCCCCGCCCGCCCCGCCCGCACCGCCCGCCCCGCCCACCGCCUGCAAGCGGCCGCGGGACGAGGAUGAUCUAUCCCCAAAUGCGAAAAGAAUGGCUUUAGAUUUAUCGAUGCGUUCAAAGAGUACAAAUGUAGAUCCGCCUGCGCCCCCCCGACUUAUCCUUCCAAAGGUGCAAAUUCCUAGACAAAAUUUACCAAAGAGCCCGCCGCCGGCGCAGGCGCGGGCGCUGCGCGUGGAGUGCGCGUGCGCCAACGUGGGCGGCGUGUGCAGCGCGUGCGCCGGCCGCGCCGCCGCGCGCGCGCCGCGCGCCGGCACGCAGGGCUUCCGGCCGCCCGAGGUGCUGCUGAAGAGCCCGCGCCAGGGGCCCGCCGUGGACGCGUGGGCGGCCGGCGUGGUGCUGCUGAGCGCGCUCACGGCGCGCUACCCGUUCUUCCGCGCCGGCGACGACGCGGCGGCGCUGGCCGAGCUCGCCGACCUGCUGGGCACCGAGCCGCUGCAGCGCGCCGCGCUCGCGCUAGGUCGGCGCGUGGUGUCGUCGACGUGGCGGCGCGGCCUGUGCCUGCGCAAGCUGACGGCGCGCCUGCGGGGCGGGCGGCCGGCGGGGGCGGGGGCGGGGGCGGGGCCGGGGGCGGGCGGAGUGCCGUGCGCCCAUUGCCGCCUGCCCGUCCCUCAAUGCCUUUGUCGCGACGAGUCCAUACGAGCGGACGAGUUCGACCCCGGGGUCACGGUGGCAGGGUUCCCGGACGCCGCGUUCUCACUGGCAUUGCGACUGCUGGACCCCGACCCGAGCUCGCGCCUCACCGCCGCCGACGCGCUCAAACACCCCUUCCUCGCCGACACGUAACGUCACGCCACACGCGCACAUCUAGCCAAUGUCACGUUACAUCUGCACGUCAGCUGUCAGAUGUUACUAGACACGUGCACGACACCUAGGAGACGCCACGAGAAACUUGCAAAAUAUGUGUAGGGUUGUUAAAAUUGUAUUAGUAUAUUUCUGGUCUCCAACAUGAUUACUUAUUUAAAAAAAUACCGUCGGAAUCUAUUUAUACAAGGCUCAUCAAUGCAAGGUACAUCAAUCUAGCGUGCGUACAUUAUGUUAAAAUUUUCGUGUACCCGCAAUUACAGAUGGGCACGGUAUUUAAAAUACUGACGCUCGGAUAAUUAAUUAAAUACUAAUACACAUUUUUACAAUAAGUCA